AUGAUUAUUAAAACGUUAGAUAUUUUCCCAGUGUCUCUCCCAUUGGUGCAGAUAGCAGGAGGGCACUGCUACCUGCUCGGGUUGACCUGCGCCAACGAGCCUCACGGCAGGUCUGUCUGGUCCAUUGGCUGUGGUCUGGGCGGCAAGCUAGGCCACGGCACAAACAAGGAUGACUCGCACGGUUCACGUCGCAAGCUCCGUCCGGCUGUGAAAGCAUGCCACGUGGCAGCAGGGGAUUACACGACGUUUGUGGUGGGGGAGGGCGGCGAGGUGUGGUCGUUUGGGAGCGCGGAGAGCGCGUGUUUGGGGCAUGGGGGCGGGUGGGAGAGGGAGGAAGAGGAGGAAGGCGAAGAGAUCGAUGAUGUUGAUCUGCACGAUAUCGUGGUGAGUAGUGUGGUGGGUGUAGGGUCAUGGGUCAUGGCUGCGGCAGCACCGGAGGCGCAACCGGGAUGUGAUGCAGCCCAGGCGGAUGUCUCUGAGCUGCUCAUUCCCCUGCUUCUCUUACCCCUCCUGCAUUCCCUCUCCCUUACACUGCCCACUUCCCCCACAUUCUCCCAGCUGCGGCAGCACCGGAGGCGCAACCGGGAUGUGAUGCAGCCCAGGCGGGUGUCUCUGCUGGAGGAGCGAGCUACCCGCUUCUCUUACCCCUCUUGCUCUUCCCUCUCCCUUACACUGCCCACUCCCCCCACAUUCUCCCAGCUGCGGCAGCACCGGAGGCGCAACCGGGAUGUGAUGCAGCCCAGGCGGGUGUCUCUACUGGAGGAGCGAGCUGCCCACCCCCCGGCUCCUCUUCCCACUGCCCCGGCUCCUCUUCCCACUGCCCCGGCUCCUAUGAAUGAUAGGGAGGAUGGGCGGCAGGGAGGAUGGGCGGCAGGGAGGUUGGGCGGCAGGGAGGAUGGGCGGCAGGGAGGAUUACGUGGGGAUUGGCAGGCCCUGUAG
Molecule: messenger RNA, 939 nt
Organism: Closterium sp. NIES-65
Lineage: Eukaryota; Viridiplantae; Streptophyta; Zygnematophyceae; Desmidiales; Closteriaceae
Source: the annotation of a GenBank genome assembly